This is a messenger RNA of Mustela lutreola (European mink), 2642 nucleotides long. It is a transcript of the gene METTL16, whose product is annotated as methyltransferase 16, RNA N6-adenosine. Gene Ontology annotation, biological process: rRNA base methylation. Lineage: Eukaryota; Metazoa; Chordata; Mammalia; Carnivora; Mustelidae. The record is from RefSeq and is a predicted model, not a curated record. Gene Ontology annotation, cellular component: nucleus. Gene Ontology annotation, molecular function: 23S rRNA (adenine(1618)-N(6))-methyltransferase activity. The transcript has 10 exons. The coding region runs from base 143 to 1831 and encodes 562 amino acids.
UGGAUGCUUGCCCAACAUGGCGGCGCGCUAGGAGCGUAACAUCUGCGUUUCUAGGUGCUUCGCUCUGCGGGUGUUUUAAGACUCUGAAGUUGUAGAGGCCUACUCCAGAUCGGUCAUUUGGAAGAAACUUUUGAGUUCAGAUAUGGCUCUGAGUAAAUCAAUGCAUGCAAGAAAUAGAUACAAGGACAAACCUCCUGACUUUGCAUAUCUGGCAACCAAAUACCCAGAUUUUAAGCAGCAUGUUCAGAUAAAUCUGAACGGAAGAGUAAGUCUUAAUUUUAAAGACCCUGAAGCAGUCAGAGCUCUGACCUGUACUCUCCUAAAGGAAGAUUUUGGACUUUCUAUUGAUAUUCCAUUGGAAAGACUGAUUCCUACAGUUCCCUUGAGACUCAACUACAUUCAUUGGGUAGAAGAUCUGAUUGGUCAUCAGGACUCUGACAAAAGUACUCUCCGAAGAGGAAUUGACAUAGGUACUGGAGCAUCCUGCAUCUAUCCUUUACUUGGAACAACAUUAAAUGGCUGGUAUUUCCUUGCAACAGAAGUAGAUGACAUGUGCUUCAACUAUGCAAAGAAAAAUGUGGAACAGAAUAAUUUAUCUGAUCUUAUAAAAGUGGUAAAAGUACCACAGAAGACACUCUUGAUGGAUGCUCUUAAAGAAGAAUCUGAGAUAAUCUAUGAUUUUUGCAUGUGCAACCCUCCCUUUUUUGCCAAUCAGUUGGAAGCCAAGGGAGUAAACUCCCGAAAUCCCCGGAGACCUCCACCUAGUUCCGUAAAUACAGGAGGUAUCACAGAAAUCAUGGCAGAAGGAGGUGAAUUAGAGUUUGUUAAAAGGAUCAUCCAUGACAGUUUACAACUUAAAAAAAGAUUAAGGUGGUAUAGCUGUAUGCUGGGGAAGAAAUGCAGCCUGGCUCCUCUGAAGGAAGAACUUCGAAUACAAGGGGUUCCUAAAGUCACCUACACCGAAUUCUGUCAAGGUCGGACAAUGAGAUGGGCUUUAGCUUGGAGUUUUUAUGAUGAUGUUACAGUACCAUCACCACCCAGUAAGCGAAGAAAAUUAGAGAAGUCAAGGAAACCCAUUACGUUCAUAGUGUUGGAGUCUGUGAUGAAAGAGUUGUCCCUCAAAGCAUCAUCUCUGGGGUCAGAGGCAGUGGAAGGCAUAGUAGUGGUGACAGCAUGGAUUGAAAAAAUCCUCACCGACCUGAAGGUCCAGCAUAAACGAGUUCCCUGUGGAAAGGAAGAAGUUAGCCUUUUCCUAACAGCAAUAGAAAACUCCUGGAUUCAUUUAAGGAGAAAGAAAAGAGAACGAGUGAGACAAUUGAGAGAAGUUCCCCGAGCUCCUGAGGAUGUCAUCCAAGCCUUGGAGGAGAAAAAGUCCACCACCCCCAAAGAGUCGGGUAGUGGCCAAGAUUUGGCCCAGGGCCCCCAGGAGAGUGUCCCAUGCGAGCCCGCCACACAGGAAGGCGAGUCUGCCACUGUUGAGGGCCAUUGCUCAAACCAGGAUUCACUUCCCCAAGAAGAAAACCCAGAACACAUGGAGGAUGAAAGGAGUGAGGAGAAGGGAGGGAUGGAGGUUUUGGAGAGUUGUAAAGGCUCUAGCAAUGGAGCCCAGGACCGAGAGGCUUCUGAGCAGUUCAGCAGUCCAGUGUCUGAAAAAGGGAGCCAUCUCCAAGGAGUGGCUGGACAUUACCUAUUCAAGUGUUUGAUAAAUGUGAAGAAGGAAGUGGAUGAUGCUUUAGUUGAAAUGCAUUGGGUUGAGGGCCAGAACAGGGAUUUGAUGAACCAGCUUUGUACUUAUAUCCGUAACCAGAUUUUCAGACUUGUUGCUAGUUAACUGCUUGCACAAUUGGGUAUGUUUCUAUAAAGUAGCCUGCUUCAGGGUGUUAAGAGGCAUUCAUUCCACCAUAGGCCCACUGAUAACAUUAUGUGCAAUUAACUUCAAAAAAAAAAUAAAUUCAUCUAUUUUAAAACACUCCCACCCCCCCCCCACCUUUAAAGUUAUUAGGCAUUAGUAUCAUGUUCAUGAGGAAAAAUUGUUACCAGUAUCAACAAAAAGCGAUCAGUAAAAUCAGGAGGUAUUUAAACUUGACUUAAAUUGACCACCUUAGCUUUAGGCUGAGGCUGAAAGGACUGUUUUUGGAGUCUGGUCUGGGUCCGAACUACAGAGCGUCUUGCUGUGUCAACCCUAGUUACUUCAUGAGGGGGGGUGGCUUUCUCUUUCUCUGAAUGGAGGCAGUACACCGGACAGAUAGGCCCUGUGCCCUCUUCUAGAGUCACCCGCAAGACCCCUGGGUACAUAGUUGAGUACCCCUGCAUCAGUCAUAAGAAAGGACCUGGCUUAAUGGUAGGUGGUGAACAGUCAGGGAGAGAAAGCUUAGUAAUGCUAGGAAGAAGGGCUGACCUGGAGGCACCUGGAAACGUCAUUUCCUGGCUUAACGUCUGUUUUGAGGUAAAACAGAGUUAGGUGAGCAAAACUCCCGCUGUUGUGACUGAGACACAAUGAAGUGAAGCCAUACCCCGCCCUACCUCCAAACUAUUUGAAAGUACUGUUCUGUAGCGGGUUUACUGAUGUGUGAUUUUUUUUCUUUUGAUAUUUGAAGUGGAACUUUGUUUUAUUUUUAAUAUAAAAGUAUUCAGAUUUGAAA